Messenger RNA from Clonostachys byssicola, 342 nucleotides. The record is from the annotation of a GenBank genome assembly. NCBI's taxonomy places the organism in Eukaryota, Fungi, Ascomycota, Sordariomycetes, Hypocreales, Bionectriaceae.
AUGCUGCAUGUUUCACAAAUGAAGAUGAAUGUCUUUGUUCUUCUUAGAGUCGGCAGUCGAGACGGGGACCCUGGAGGUCGAGGUAGCUGGUGGUUCACACCUGUAUUGCAGAUUGCAAAACCAGCCGGCUGGGCAGUAGCCGCUUCUACAGCAGAACGCACCCUGGGGCAUGCAUCCCGCAAGGCAGAGUGCCUGGUUGGCCAGGCAUUGCCCGUUUUGCUGCUUGAGAAGGGGUGCCGAGGGCAUCACGCCACUGAGAUCGCGUUGGAGAAGAGUAGCUUCAUGAGCUUCCAUUUCAUUCAAGGCAGCGGCAAUGCCAGUGAGGAAAAGGACGAAGAAUGA